UGACUGGAGCACAUAUACGAUGUUGAGCAUGAAAGCGCAGGUGGAUGUGGUCUGCUGUAAAUCAGUAGGAACUGAUCUGUCCAUGCUGGAUAUUGAGGAUUUCAUCACAGAAAUCUGUCAGCUGAAGAAAGAAGUGGCUUCACUGGAGGCAAAGCUGAGAGAAAGAGGAGACAAACUGAACAGAGAGGAUGUGGAGAAGGUUUGGGUGCGUGAGACUGAUGGGACAGAAGCUCAGGAUUCAGUCUGGAGCGUCAGAGAUCAGAGAUCCAGAGACACACAGGACUCAGAUCUGAGUCUCACUUUACUCUGUUAUACUGACGCUCAGGAUCAUGAAUCCACUGAUCAAACCUCUGACUGUAACGCUGGAGAACAGCAGAUGCUGCAGACGCCGCUGAAGAUGUGCUCCGUCAAACUGGUGGACUGCAGGAACCUGAUCGAGAGCAGAGGAGAAGAAACCACCGCAGAGAAACAACAACACACUGAAGAGGAAGAGGAGGAGGAGGAAGAACAGAAUAAUGAUGAGGAUGAUGACAUUGUUCCUGCAGAUGACAGCGCUGGUUCAUCUUCUCAUAGAGAAAAUGCCUCUACAUCCAAAGAGCUAUGGACAGUGAGGGAGUGUGGAGAAACAUUGAGCAAACACAGUCAGUUAGUGAGACCUGAGAGAAAACACAAAGAACAGAAAGAGUACACCUGCAAGAUCUGCAACAUCAGUUUUCCAACCUUCAAAGAGAGAACAAUUCAUUCAAAAGAGCACAGCGUGAAGAAGGAGUUUCACUGCGAACAGUGCGGGAAGGAUUUCUUCACCACUCUUAAUAAUAUGAGAGCUCAUAUUAGGGGACACAGUGAAAAGUCUUUUCAGUGCAACAAAUGUAGCAAGUUUUUCCGCAACAAACGAGAACUUUCUCUUCAUAUGAGAAUCCUCACAGGUGAAAAACCGUACAAGUGUCCUCAAUGUGAGAAGAGCUUCACCUGUGGAUCUCAUCUGAAGAGACAUCUACUCACACACAGCAAUGAGAGACCGCAUCAGUGCAACGAAUGUGGAAAACCUUUUGUAAGCUUAGCUUAUCUAAAGAAACACCAGGAAAUACACUCAGAUGACAAACCGUAUCAGUGUUCACACUGCGAGAAGAGCUUCAAACAUGCAAUCAGUCUGAAGAACCAUCUAUUAAUGUACACCAAUGAGAGACUGCAUCAAUGCAGUCAAUGUGGGAAAACUUUUGCAAACGUAGCUUCUCUACGCUCACACCGAAGAAUACACUUUGACAAACGUUAUCAGUGUACACACUGUGAGAAACGUUUCUAUCAUUUGAAUAAUCUGAAAAGCCAUGAGAGGAUUCACACCGGAGAGAAACCGUACCUGUGCUCAGACUGCGGGAAGAACUUUGCUGGUUCAUAUACUUUCAAAAUUCAUCAGAGAAGUCACACCGGAGAAAGACCGUAUACCUGCAGUGAUUGUGGGAAAAGUUUCUAUAAGCUAAGUGCCUUAAAAGUGCACAAGAGGACUCAUACAGGAGAAAAACCUUUUAAAUGCUCACUGUGUGACAAGGCUUUUGCUCGAGCAGGUUACCUGAAGAUCCAUGAACGAAUACAUACAGGAGAGAAACCUUAUUGCUGCUCCAUCUGUGGCAUGAGAUUCGCUUCUAAAUGGAGUUUUCUGAUGCACCAGAAGAAACACGCUGCUCCAGAAUCAUCAUAGCUUCUUCAUGUAAUUAUUUCCAGGCUGUGGA
This is a messenger RNA of Carassius auratus (goldfish), 1727 nucleotides long. Its product is annotated as zinc finger protein 2-like. Bases 20 to 1696 code for a protein of 558 amino acids. Gene Ontology annotation, biological process: regulation of transcription by RNA polymerase II. Gene Ontology annotation, cellular component: nucleus. The record is from RefSeq and is a predicted model, not a curated record. NCBI's taxonomy places the organism in Eukaryota, Metazoa, Chordata, Actinopteri, Cypriniformes, Cyprinidae. Gene Ontology annotation, molecular function: DNA-binding transcription factor activity, RNA polymerase II-specific; RNA polymerase II cis-regulatory region sequence-specific DNA binding. The transcript is spliced from 4 exons.